Protopolystoma xenopodis is the source of this 366-nucleotide messenger RNA. Lineage: Eukaryota; Metazoa; Platyhelminthes; Monogenea; Polystomatidea; Polystomatidae. The record is from the annotation of a GenBank genome assembly.
AUGUGUGCUAAACAGUUGUGGUAUCUCUCCUCCUGUCCUGGGCUAUUCCCGCAUCCCAUAUCCUCGUCACGCCCCUUCAAAAUCACAAUCUCUUACUUAUUUAUCCGAGCCUAUUUUAAACCUAUUCACACUCCCUGCUGGUCUCCUCUUCCCUCUCACACUGCCGGCAAUCCUCUAUCUGCAGUUCCUUCCACAGUCCCCUCUUACGCCGUUGGAUCCUUUCCUUGUCUGUCUCCUUCAGCUGCCAAUUUCAAGGCGUUGCUCUACCCUCCGCCCCAAGCCUUUGCUAGCACGUAUGCACCAGCCAGCCUCACUGAGCAGGCCUCUAAAGUAUGGAUUCUAAAUUGCCAUGGCAACCAGACUUGA